AUGGACAAGUUCCUCCUGCUGGAGCUCCACAUUCUGCUCUGCUGCUUUAGGGUACUGUCUGGGUCAUUUUCAGACAGAGAUAAUGCAGCACAGUUGAUGAAGUUCCCAGGAGAAAAGUGUUACAAAGGAAGAGGAACAUGUAUUGCAACAACAGAAGAGGCCUGCGCAGUCGGGAGAAUCUUUAAAAAGGAUGGGACUCCCUGGUUGACCUUCCUGGGCUGCGUAAAGAACUGUGCUGAUGUGAGAAACAUGAGGUGGAGUGUCUAUCUGGUGAACUUCAGCUGCUGCAGGAGCUCUGAUCUGUGCAAUGAGAAGCUCUAA
Molecule: messenger RNA, 321 nt
Organism: Cynocephalus volans (Philippine flying lemur)
Lineage: Eukaryota; Metazoa; Chordata; Mammalia; Dermoptera; Cynocephalidae
Gene: PATE1
Product: prostate and testis expressed 1
Exons: 5
Coding region: 1-321 (106 amino acids)
Source: RefSeq, a predicted model, not a curated record